GAUCAGCGGCAAAAUUAAAACCAUAAAUUGAUAAAAACGUCCUCUCCACGAUGAAUUCUAAGCCUAAGGCAUUGAAAAUCUUGGUUAGUGGAGACGUGGAGGGUAACUUUGACAAACUGUUUGGUCGAGUCAAUGCUAUACAGAAGAAAAGUGGCAGCUUUGAUUUACUGCUGUGUGUAGGAGAAUUUUUUGGGAAGACCAAUACUGAGUGGGAGAAAUACAAAUCGGGGCAAAGUAAAGUGCCCAUUCCUACGUUAAUACUGGGACCUUGUGAUUCCUCUCUGUCAGAUGUAUACCAGAACAACAAAGAUGGCCUAGAAUUGUGUGAUAAUGUGACCUAUUUGGGAAGGAGAGGAACCUUUACAGGAAGUUCCGGUCUCUCCCUGGCGUACCUCAGCGGUGUGGAGGGGGAGAGGUCGGACAUGGUCCACUUCUCCAGUGAGGACGUAUCUACCCUUCUGUUACCAGUAGAGAGUGACACAAAGUUCCGAGGAGUUGAUAUCUUACUGACUUCACAGUGGCCCAAAAAUCCCAGCAAAUACGCUUCCAAUGUGGAAGUUGACACAGAGACAUGUGGAUCCAGUCUGAUUUCACAACUAGCCAUAUGGCUGAAGCCUCGAUAUCAUUUCUGUGGGUGUGAGGAUGUAUUUUAUGAGAGACAGCCUUACAGAAACCACAAGGUUUUGGCCGAGAAAGAGAAGCAUGUUACAAGAUUUAUUUCCCUUGCCAAAGUCAACUCCUCUCAAAAGAAAAAGUAUCUGUAUGCCUUUAAUAUAACACCGAUGUGUAAUAUGGAGGAAGGUGAAUUAACAAAACAGCCCCCUGAUGUCACAGAAUGUCCUUAUCCUAAAGAAUCACUGGGAAAACUUGUAAAGGAGGAAUCAACACAACAGUUUUUCUUUGGUGAUACAAAAUCCUCAGAUAAAGGGAAAAAAAGGCCGAGGGAAGAAAAACUGGAACCAGGAUCUCAUAAAAAACAUCCCCGCCCUUCAGGGCCCUGUUGGUUCUGUCUGGGGUCCCCAGAGGUGGAGAAACAUUUAGUUGUCAGUGUGGGAACAGAGUGCUACUUGGCCUUGGCUAAGGGGGGUUUAGUUCAAGACCACACCCUAAUUCUGCCCAUUGGUCAUCAUCAAUCCAUGGUUCUGGCUCCAGAUGAUGUCCGAGAAGAAAUAGACAAGUACAAAAAAGCACUAGCCAAGUUUUACAAACAGACCAACAGAAGUGUCAUCUUUUUUGAAAGAAACUACAAGACACAACAUUUGCAGAUUCAGGCUGUUCCCUUUCCUGAUUACCUUAAACAAGAAGCCAAGGAAAGUUUCAUGGAGUGUGCUGAGUCAGAGUCAAUCAACCUUGAUGAAAUUCCCAAACAUUCUGAUCUUAAACAGAUUGUUCCAGUAGGUGCUCCCUACUUUUACACAGAACUUCCAACAGGAGAAAAACUUUUACAUCGGAUUUCAAAAAAUUUCCCACUCCAGUUUGGCAGAGAGGUAUUGGCCAGCGUCCAUCUGUUGAACAUGCCAGAGAGAGUUGACUGGAAAGUGUGUAAACUUCGCCGCGAAGAAGAGGAAAUUCAUGCCGAGGAAUUCAGAAAUAAAUUUGAACAGUUUGAUUUUAACUUACAGUGACUUAAUUACUUUCAUUCUGAGGAGGAUGAAUUUUACCGUUUUAAUGUGCAAUAGGAUGUAGUAUUGUAACCUUUCAAUUAGACUAAAAGAAAAUGAAAUAUCUUUUAAAAAAAAAUUAUGAAAACCUUUGAACAUUUGCACAAGAUUUCAGAGUUGACUUCUUUUCGAAAGACACCUUAAGUAACAAUGUAUACUGAAAUGCAAAGAAGACAUGAAAUAAAACAUAAAACCUUAUUGUUUUUCUAGUAACUGCAGUGCAUGAAAUAAAUCUUAUCUAUAAAUACUGAUUUAAUAUACUUCAA
Saccostrea echinata is the source of this 1927-nucleotide messenger RNA. RefSeq names its product CWF19-like protein 1. The record is from RefSeq and is a predicted model, not a curated record. The transcript is spliced from 15 exons. Gene Ontology annotation, cellular component: post-mRNA release spliceosomal complex. Gene Ontology annotation, biological process: mRNA splicing, via spliceosome. Gene Ontology annotation, molecular function: RNA lariat debranching enzyme activator activity. NCBI's taxonomy places the organism in Eukaryota, Metazoa, Mollusca, Bivalvia, Ostreida, Ostreidae. Bases 51 to 1625 code for a protein of 524 amino acids.